GGUAAUGUCCUUCGACUUGAGUAAAUCAGUAAACGAUAGAUUCUCGAUGUGUCAAGACGUUCAAAAAGAAGAAAACAAAAUUUUCUCAAUGAUUAUUUAUCAAAACUAAAUUUUUCAUUUUUUUUUUGCACAUUUCAAAAAAAAAAAAAUUAUUUAUUGUGUUGUGAAAAAGAAUUUUUGUGCUAUAGAAAAAAAAUAGAAAAUUAUAUUAGAAUAAAAAUUUGUGCGUUCAGUGUAAUUGAGAGAUGUUGGUGAACAUUAUUUUUUUGUAGCAAGUAUUUUAAGGUGUGAGAGGAAAGUUUGUUAUAAACAUUAAAAAUGUCUUGCGAAAAUGUUCUGAAGAGUUGCUUCUUUGAUAUUUCGACAUAAUCAACAUUAUAAUCAACAUCAUUAUUAUCCUCAUCAUAAUCAUACGAAAACGAUUCCACGAAGAAUGAAUUUUCAAGUCCUUGUCACGUGCACCAUUAUAUUUGCAUAUACCUCAUCAGGAGCUGUGCUGGAAAAAAAAUUGUCUGCAGUGAAUGUUAAACCAAUCGAAGAGGAUAAUGAUUAUGCUAAAGUUUUGGAACUCUCCUUUCUAUUUUACGAGGCUCAGCGCUCGGGAAAAUUACCAUCUGAUAAUAGAAUUCCUUGGAGAGGGGAUUCUGCUCUAAAUGAUAGUGGUGUUGAUGGAGAAGAUCUCACAGGAGGCUAUUAUGAUGCUGGUGAUUUUGUAAAAUUUGGUUUCACAAUGGCUUGGACGACAACUCUUUUAGCUUGGGGUGGUAUCAGUUGGCCCGAAGCUUAUUCAGCAGCUGGUCAAUUGGAUGAAUUGCGUAAGGCUGUUAAAUGGUCAACUGAUUACUUCAUCAAGUGUCACGUUAAUGAAACAACAUUUUAUGGACAAGUUGGUGAUUUUACUCUUGAUCAUAAAUUUUGGGGAAGACCCGAAGAUUUAAAUACAUCCAGACCUGCUUUCAAAAUUGACACUGAACAUCCAGGUUCUGAUUUAGCUGGAGAGACUGCUGCUGCUCUAGCAGCUUCUUCACUUCUUUUUAAAGUCACAAAUCCAGAAUACAGUGAGGAAUUGCUUCGACAUGCCCAAGAACUUUAUCAAUUUGCUACCGAUUAUCGAGGACUUUAUCAUCAAUCUAUAAAAGAUGGGACACAAUAUUAUGAGAGUACGGAUUAUGGUGAUGAAUUAGCGUGGGCUGCUGCUUGGCUUUAUAAAGCAACAAAGACGACAAAUUAUCUCGACGAGGCUGAAUAUCAUUAUCAACAUUUUUAUCUCAAUGAAAGAGCAAAUUCCUUUUUUUACAAUAAAAAAUCAGCUGGUGUUCAGAUUCUUUUGGCACAAUUAACAGGACGUGAUGUUUAUAAAAAUUCUUCAAAUGACUUUUGUCACUUCUUUAUGAAACAACAGAAACGAACACCAAAGGGUCUUAUUUAUAUUGAAAAAAUGGGAACUCUCUGUCAUGCGGCGAAUGUUGCUUUUGCCUGUCUACAGGCAGCGGAUUUAGGAGAAAUUCAACAUUCACAGGAGUAUAGGGAUUUUGCCAAGGAGCAGAUCUCUUAUAUGCUUGGUAGUGCAGGAAGGAGUUAUGUAGUCGGUUGGGGUAAUAAUCCACCAACCCAACCAAAUCACGCAGCAUCUUCUUGUCCUGAUAAACCAGCGUCUUGUGAUUGGUCGGACUUAGAUCGAAAGUCAGCAAAUCCACAAAUACUGUAUGGUGCCUUGGUUUCAGGACCUGAUGAGAGGGAUAAAUUUGAUGACAAUCGUCAAGACUACAUUUACACUGACGUCACUUUAGAUUGUAAUGCUGGAUUCACUGGGACCCUUGCCGGUUUACUUCAACUUCGAGUUAAAGCAACUUCUUGACAUGUUACAAUAACAUUUUUAUGCACUGAUUUUUUACUGUUUGUCGACUCAAUUUAUUGCACAUAUUAAUGCGUAUAUUUUUAUUCACAAGGGGCCAGGUAUUUUAAUAUCUUUUUUUAUUUUUUUACAACAGUUUAUGCCUGAAAAAUACUUGAAAAAAAACGUAAAGUAAAAUUACGAUGGGCAGAGUGGGGCAACGAUAAACCUUAGGCUUCGCUUUGUUAUUUUUUGUAAACGUGAUCAAUAAUAAAAUUCUUACUUUUACCCUCUGGGCACCUUUGUUCUAAAAAAGUUCCUAAGACGUUUCUAGAACGUUUCAUGUCCUCCACAUAAAGUCUUAAAAACGUUUUAUGUUCUAAAAACGUUUUUAGAACAUUGGACGUUUUUAAGCCGUUAUGUAGUGGACAUGAAACUUUCUAAAAGCGUUUUAGGAACGUUUCUAAAACAAAGAUGUUUCCGUGCCCAGAGGGUAGUUUUUAAAAAUAACCUGUACAGAAUAUUUUUAAAAAUGUACAUUUUUUAAGCUUUUAUAGCACCACACACACACAUUAAGUUACUAUUAUUUUAAAUGUUUUUUUAUAGAUAAAAUAUGUGAUAGUAAAAUUAAUUUUUAAUAAUAAUAAUAUUUCAAUUGAAACAACGUAACAAUGCAAAGAGAAUUCAAAGUCUAUACAUUAUCGUUACUUUAAAAAACAAGAGAAAAUAAAUUUCGAAAUUUUUUCUGAAAACAGUAUUUUUAAGUACCAAAGAUCUAAAUUAUAUUUAAAAAAGUUAAAUAUAACUUCACUAAAUGAAUUUUGUCCACUAAUAUGUUAAAUAU
Molecule: messenger RNA, 2678 nt
Organism: Leptopilina heterotoma
Lineage: Eukaryota; Metazoa; Arthropoda; Insecta; Hymenoptera; Figitidae
Product: endoglucanase E-4-like
Exons: 7
Coding region: 434-1858 (474 amino acids)
Biological process (GO): carbohydrate metabolic process
Molecular function (GO): hydrolase activity, hydrolyzing O-glycosyl compounds
Source: RefSeq, a predicted model, not a curated record